Molecule: messenger RNA, 1526 nt
Organism: Geodia barretti
Lineage: Eukaryota; Metazoa; Porifera; Demospongiae; Tetractinellida; Geodiidae
Source: the annotation of a GenBank genome assembly
ACCUUUAACCCGACCUUUGCACUGCGGCAGAUUAUCGAAAUGGCGAGUGUUUUUCAGGGUCUUUGGCGUCUACCGCUGUCGUUGGGAAGCCGCAGAGCUCCGCAGGUCGUUGUAUUGAGAGGGUUAAGUGGUGCUACCUCAGAUUCAGAUCUCUGUCUCUGUUGGCAUGCAGUGAGUGGAACACCAGUCUGUGAUUCCAACAUCACCAUUCACCCGGAAUAGAGCAAUUACAAAACAAUUAAUUAUGGACUUCUAUACACAUGACUGACGUACAAUUAUGCACACAAAAUGGGGACGUGUAUUCGUGCUCUUAUGGAUAAAUAUAAUAAUAAUAUAGACCUCGGGGCAGUAUGAAGUGCAUACUGUAUACUUGGUUAUAGACUAUUAUCUUAGAAAUGCUAUUGUAUCAAGUGAUUUCUCGCAGAUGUUGUGUCAGAGUUUCUGCUGCACUCCUUGUUCUCCUUGUCCCCGUCUUUCUUCUUCUUGUUUUCCUUCUUGUUGAUCGAGAAGUGCCAGUUGUUCUUGUGCUUCUUCUGGUACUCAUUGUGAUAUCAUUUGUGUCACAAGAGCAGAAAACACCUCCCCAACUACUAGUUGAACUAGUUCUUGUGGUAGUUCUCGAAACUGUUCUCCUCCUAGGUGUGUUUGUGAGGUUAUCCAUGACUGUGUUUGUGGUAGUCCUUCUGGGUGUGGUGGGAGGAGGUUGGGGUGGUGACAUAGGACGGGGCAUGUCUGGUGGAGGAGGUAGGCGUGGCGACAUUGAUCGGGGUGUGUUUGGUGGAGGAGGAGGUAGUGGGCGUGGUGACAUUGAACGGGGUGUGCCGGUUCUCGGGCGUGUGGCAGGUCUGGGUGUGUCCAGGUCGCCAAAAGUGCUCCCCUCACCCAAUGCUGAAAGGCCUCCGCUGGAAGAUAUCUGGAGAGUAUCAACCAUUUGUGUCUCUGUCAUUCUACUACGAGGGCCAGUGGUCAUUCUACGGCGAGAGCCGGUUGUCAUUCUGCUGCGAGUGCCAGUUGUCCUGGGGCGAGUUGUUUCUCCCUCAUCGCACACACAGACUGAACAGUGGCAGGUAUCGCGGUCAAAAACUGCAGGAAAGUUGCAUGUCACUAAUCCCAGAAAAUAUAGGAUGCACUCGCAUUCACAGGUGUCCAGUCGUAGGAACUGCUUGUCAGAGCAGCAAUCCAGGUUGCCUAUGUCACACACGCAUUGACAAGUUCGUCGGUUCUGAGUUAAGCCAUCAGGACAAUCUCUCUCUUGGCAGACACAUGUGCAGGUGUCGAGGUCGUGAACACGACCAGGACCACAGUCUAUGGGGACGCACUCACACUCACAGGUAUCAGGAUUCUGCGUUUCGCCUCCCCGGCAGUCCUCGGGUAUGCAUUCGCAUUCGCAGGAGUCUGGGUUCUGUCUCUGCCCUGGUCUGCACAGUCUCGGUAUACACAUGCACUCGCAAGUGUCCAGCAUUAGAAACUGCAUCGAGGAACACCUGUUUGAGCCGGCUGGGUCGCACACACACCGACAAGUCGUU